Molecule: messenger RNA, 648 nt
Organism: Trichoderma virens Gv29-8
Lineage: Eukaryota; Fungi; Ascomycota; Sordariomycetes; Hypocreales; Hypocreaceae
Exons: 2
Coding region: 1-648 (215 amino acids)
Molecular function (GO): acyltransferase activity, transferring groups other than amino-acyl groups
Source: RefSeq, a predicted model, not a curated record
AUGACAAUCCUGAUAAGAAAGGCAAAGGAAGAAGAGAUUCCCGCCAUCGCGCGUCUUGCCGGCGAAGUGUUCCAUCCAACGACCGAUUGGAUCACGCGCCAAGUCUUUCCUCUACACCUUCAGCCGAAAGAUCUUCCCGAUGGAGAAUCAUCGCAGCCGUGGCGUCGGCUAAGAAAGGCAGCGUGCUUCAAUACUCCAAACUGCGCCAGUAUAGUAGCAGUCGAUACUACUCUGAAUAAUCGGAUUGUUGGCUUUGCGAUAUGGGAUCUGCCGAUUGGAACCGAGGAGCCUCCUGUCACCCCUGCAGAUCCAGAGCUGCCGUCAGAUGUGACUGAUCUCAAAGUCUACGCCGAGCUUCAAUCCAUCCUGAAAGAAGACCAUAAAGCAACCUUUGGCGACAGAGAGCUGAAAGACGUGUGGCAUCUCGAUAUGGUUGGGGUUGACCCACAUCAUCAGCGACGGGGAAUUGGCAAGGCGCUUCUGACAUGGGGCGUGGAGCAAGCUACAAGAGAGGGUAGAGAUUGCUAUUUAAUGGCAACACCGCAAGGACGACCACUCUAUGAGUCAUUUGGAUUCGAUAUUGUGCGUCCGUUAAAUAUGUUUGGGGUGAUGCAUCAUUCAAUGAUACUCCGAGCAAAAGGAAAGUGA